Jaminaea rosea is the source of this 1251-nucleotide messenger RNA. RefSeq lists its product as hypothetical. The transcript has 2 exons. Bases 467 to 925 code for a protein of 152 amino acids. The record is from RefSeq and is a predicted model, not a curated record. Lineage: Eukaryota; Fungi; Basidiomycota; Exobasidiomycetes; Microstromatales.
ACUCUCGCUCUCGCCUUUCAGCGCUCUCGCUCUCGUCUGCGAGCUGCCGCUGCCUGCGUCAGUCGAAUGGGAGUCCGACUUUACUCGACUCGACUGCAUUGGCAGACCCAGGCUGCCGUCGUCGCUGCCGUCGCUGCCUUCGUUAGUAGCGGCGAAGGGCCUCAUCCUCUUUUCCUUUACCAUCAUCCCCUUUGACACUUCUAUCUUGUCGCUAUUGGUACCGAGUCCACUGCUGCACAACAAGUUUUCAUCUAGCCGCGUGUCCUUCAUCUUCAGCGCGGCAUCGUCACUCAGCAACGCACUCGAAUUCCGUUUCGCAGCACACGAGCAGGCAGGCAUUCCUCACCGCCACUCGUCCUUCGCCCACUCUAGGCUGCUGCCAUCCAUCCACCCUUCUACCCCGUAGCCAAGGAAUUGCAAGGCACAUUCUCCUCUCCCAUCUCAGCGCCCUGUCGUCGUUGCCACCAUGCUUUCUCGCCUCUCUCUCGCCUUCAUCCUCCUUUGUGCAGCCGCCUCGGCGCAGGUGACGCCCACCUCCUCAAUCGACCCCCUCUCUGGCACCACCUUUUCCACGCCCGUGUUCACGCCUGCAACCACCUUCACCCCCGUCACGACUUUCAACUCAGCAGGCUCGCGCACCCCGACGUCAAUCGAUGGCCCCGGACCAUCGGUCUCGUCGAACAGCUACACGUUUAGCUACGAGAAUCCUCUUCAGACUGUUUCGGGUACCGACUUGAGCAGAGUCUACAGCUCCUUGGCAGCGCACUCUACACCGACUGCGGCCACCAGCCCUCUGGGGCCGGAUCCAACCUAUUUGCAGAUCGUCAAUGGGAACGCAGCGCCCGGCUCAUUCAGCGGCAUCCCUUCGCUCUUGGCACUCGCCGGAAGUUUCGGUGUUGGCCUCGCUCUUGUAGCCAUGGUAUGAGGGGUGGUCCGCUACAACUCAUCCACCCACGGGCACGUAUCGUCCCACGGGGCGUCGAUUCCCGAUCCGCCCAUCGGACUGCGGCCGGAUACUACCCACUGUCUCUACUUCUUUGGCACCGCCGGCAACGCUGCUGCUACUACGUGCUGCGCGCGCUUCCCUUCCUUGACCCCCCUCUAAUCGUACGCACGUUUGCGCACUCCUGUGAUCCUUGUAACGUUUCCUCUUGUUGUGGUCUCCUCGUUGUCUCUUUGUCCUCUUUCACCUCUGGAAAAUAUUGUAUGGACUCUUCAUCGCAUCUGGCCGCGCUGCUUGCGAAUUAGACG